GAGCAAGCUGCCACCAAAGCUUCGCUGUCACCCCGGUUAGACAAGGGCAAAGUCACAUUUGGGGUGUACCAUACCCCCAGUGAAUUUCUUGAAGCAGCCAGAGCCGUGCAUCACCCUUCCCAUCUGGAGGUGCUGGUCCCCGAGGAGCUGCGCAAGGCGGUACGCCGCAAUGUGACCACGGCCCCUGAUUCCUUGGCAAGAGACCGGACUGAGACUAUUCGCAAGUGGAUUGCAUGGAGCAAUGAGCUGCAGCCGAAGGAAGAUCAGUUGAAGUCCGCCAUGUCUCCACACAGGGCAAAGAUCUUGGCUGGUAAAAGGCUGUGUCUCUUCAGGCGGAUCCUAGAGGAAUCUGGUCACCAAGACCACCAGCUGGUGCCGGAUAUCAGCGCCGGUUUCAGCCUGACCGGCCGGCUGCCCAGGUCGGAGGUUUUCAAGGAUCGCUACCGCCCAGCAUCGCAGACAGUGGACAUGCUGCGUGAAGGUGCAUCUAGGGCCAGGGCCGCUACCUUGGCCAUGUGCGUGCAGGCAGACGAUCCAUGGAUUGAUGAAGGGGUAGAAGAAGCGACCCUUAAGGAAGUGGCGGACGGACCUGCGGAUGCCACCCUGACCAGGCGGUUUGGGGUGAUUCAAGGGGAAGCCAACGGCAAGCCCAAAGUCACGAUCCAUAGCAUGGACGUUGUCGCUGGCACGAUUGCCUAUUGGCUAAGGUGCUCUCAGGAGUGCAAGUGCAGUUCCGAUAUCCUGGCCAAGUGUUGGGAUCUGAAAUCAGCAUACAAGCAGCUCCCCCUCACUGACACAUCCCUUGAGCUGGACAGCUACUUUGUUAUUUUCAGUCCAACUGCAAAAGAGCCCCGCAUUUUUCGCCAGCUUGUGUUGCCCUUCGGGUCGGUCGCAAGUGUGACAGGGUUCAUUAGGGCCGCGUUAGGAUUGUGGGUUAUCGCCUUAGUGCACCUCACUUUGGUGUGGACAAUGUACUUCGACGAUUUCUUGCAUCUCUCGAGCCGGGUCCUUUGCAGGCACUCUGACAUGAUCAUCUCGAUGUUUUUCCAGCUUCUCGGCUGGCGUGUGUCCAAGGACAAACUUCUUGAUUACUCCUCGUGCUGCAAGGCCUUAGGGAUUCUGAUCGAUUUGAAGCAGGCCUCCUUUGGGAAAGUAUUUUUCACAAACACGGAUAGCCGGCGGUCGGAACUGCUGGAUGCGCUUGAGAAGGUUCUUGAGACCGGGACCCUCAAGCCGAAGGAUUGUGAAAGACUAAAAGGUCGGCUUCAAUUCGCCUCCGGACAACUGUUCGGGCGAAAGGCUAGGUCCUGCCUGAAAACUUUGGGGCUUCAUUCGAGCAAGGCUUCUCAUGAGAUCAGUGCAGCCACGAGGAAUGCCUGUGAACACCUCAGAGACCUCUUCCUUGAAGCGGCCCCGCGCGAGGUUAGGGGAUCCUUGGGAGAUGUUUUUCAUUGCUUCGUAGAUGCCUCUUUUGAACCAAAUGAAGGCUUUAGUGGGAUAGGGGGCUGCCUCUAUUCCAGCACUGGAAAGGCAGUGGCAUGGUUUGGGUGCGAGGUGGACCAUGACUCCGUGAAGCUCAUUCUUGAAUCUGGCGAAGCUGAACGCAGCGCUGCGAUAUACGAGCUUGAGUGCGUCGCGGUAGCAGUGGCCUUGGAGGUCUUUGGAUCCUACUUGGCUCACAAAAAUGUGGUUCUUUUUACUGACAAUCAGGGAGUUCAGGGAACGCUGAUCAGGUGCUGGUCGGAGAACAGGAUUGGGAACGGCCUUGCUCGGUUGAUAUGUUGCAGAGAGGAGAAGUUGCAAUCCUUCCUGUGGCUGGAGCGAGUCCCAUCAUCCAGUAACCCCUCGGAUGCACCGUCCAGAGGUUGUGAGCCUGCAGGUGCAUUCAAGGAAAGGUCCGAGGUACCGCCGGGCAUGGUGCCUGGGUUGUUACGCGAAGCCCUCCGUCUUGAUGCCCUUUAG
This is a messenger RNA of Symbiodinium pilosum, 1962 nucleotides long. Lineage: Eukaryota; Dinophyceae; Suessiales; Symbiodiniaceae. The record is from the annotation of a GenBank genome assembly.